GAAUGUGACACAGCAGGGCGGGCAGGUGCGAUGGGUUGGCCCGGAUGAUGCGGGAAGGAAGGCGUGGAGAGCAGCGCGCCGAGGCUCGAAAGGCGGAACGGCCGUCUUUGGUGGAAGUUGCGGUAUGAAUGCUCACUACAGUUUACUACAGUAAUAGUUGCUUAGAUAACGUGUUGUCAUACAGUUAGAACGACAGCGCGAUAUUUAAGAAAGCUUGUCCUAACCAGGAGGGUGGUUGUGGUGGUCACCGUCUGAGAAGGCACUCUGGCAAUUUUUUGGCAAUUUGUGAAAUGGAUUUAAGCCUAAAUCUCAUUUAGUUUAGAAAUCAGCACAUUGUACAGGGUGUGUUCCCACUUCUUUUCAUCUCUGCCUGCCUCAAAGUAUCCUUGUGAUCCAAUGCCAGCCUUUCCUCCGUACCACAGACUUUGUGACCACUGAAGACCUCUCUUUCUCAUCUUCUAUGGAGUCUAACCGGGAGAUUACUCAGUGGUUAUCCAGUCUGCAUCUGCUCCACUAUGCCUCCAGCUUCGCCCGGGCUGGCUACCAUUCCCUGAAGGACCUCAGAGGCCUAACUGAGGAGAAGCUCCUUGAGAUCGAUCAAAUCCCUACAGGACAUCGACGAAGGAUCUUAAGCAGCCUGGAGACCGUGAUGGUUAAGGAAGAUGGAGUUGAAGUACCAGUGAGAAGAAAGCCAAUCCCAAGGCCUAGACAUGUGUUUCCCAAAGAUGGCCAUAGAGGAACGUCUUGUCUCCAUCCUCAGGGCAAUGCCAAGGAAACUGCGAGGACUAUUGAUCAUUCACCUUCCACCAGCUCUAGCUCCGCUUCUGCGCAUGGCAGCAACGAAUCAUUGGAGAACAGCUCAGAAGAGCCCUCCUUCUAUGUAGAUGAACCUAAUGAGAUUGAGUUUCAGGGAGAAAUGGUGGAUAAUGAAAUAUAUGAGGAAUGCCCUGUAGGUAUUAGGGAACGCUCUAACCCCAGAGGAACACGUUCAUUUAAACUGCGACAUAGGCCUGUACCAGAGAUCCCUGAACAUACCUUCAUACCUCCUUAUGAUUGGAAUGUGGGAGUAAACAACAAUACUGACUAUCCUACAAUGCCUGAGGGUGCCACCUGCCCCACAAACAUUCAGAAAGCUUCACAUCUCACGACCUUGUCACCCAUUGCCCCCUAUGGAGAGGUUUUUUUGUACAAUUCAGCAGAAAACAAACCGGAUAUGGACGAAGACAUGAUGUCCAAUCAAGAUAGAAAGGAGAACCUGGAGGAAAAUAAUUUGAGGAAAAAACAGACAAGGUUCCAAGAAAAACUGGACAACAACAACAAGCAAGAUCUUUCCAAGCAACAUUGCAUCGUUGAUGAUGAUGAUGAUUACUCCACAGUCCAAGCAUUUUCGCUUGACCAGGAGUCAGCCAAUGAAAGCUCUUUUAAGGAACCUCCUAAGCUUCUCACCAACUCUGGACAAUCAGCUGUAGCUCAGUUACAAACAGAUGUGAAUGACAUAUACAGUAUACCACUGGAGGACUUUUCAGAACUAGCAAUACUUAAUAAAGAAGUUUCCAUUUCACCCUAUGCCUGCUUUUAUGGGGCUCCCAAGACGGCUAGAAAAACAGGCUGGCUGGACAAACUCUCUCCUCAAGGGAACUGCGUAUUUCAAAGAAGAUGGGUGAAGCUUGAAGGAGGAAAUCUCACUUACUACAACAGCGAUAAGGAGAUGUACUCAAAGGGCCUGAUCCCCAUUUCAGCAAUGAAACAGGUUCGUCCUCUGGGUGAGAAUAAGUUGGAGGUGGUCACCUCCGUGAGAACCUUUGUGUUCCGGGCGGAGAAAGAAGGAGAACGUCAGGAUUGGCUAGAUGUUCUACAGUCGGCAGUGAGCUCCCAGUUUUCCGUUUCCCAUCAUCCUCAGAAAGAAAACACAAACAAGAACGGCUACGUCGAACUGCGUGGCCUCAAAGGAAAAGUCUACCUCAGCCUCAUGAGAACCAGCUUCAGAAUCAGCAAAACAGACCAGGACUUUAUCGCUGGACUGGCCAUUUCUGCGGUGGAUCUGACUGCUGCGUGCGUGAAGCAGGUUGAGAGAAAAGGCUUUGAGAUUACUACACCUUUCAAAUCCUUCUGUUUUACAGCAGAGUCAGAGCGUGACAGGCAGGAAUGGAUGGAGGCAGUUCAGGAGUCUAUUGUAGAGUCCUUGUCCAAUUACGAGGUUCUGGAGAAGGUUUGGUUCAACAAGUCCAACAGAAAGUGUGCUGACUGUCAGGUCCCUGAGCCAGAAUGGGCAUCCAUUAACCUCUGCGUGGUCAUCUGCAAGAAUUGUGCUGGUCAACAUCGGUCUUUGGGUCCUGGUAUCUCACAGGUCCGCAGCAUAAAGUUAGACAGCAGCAUAUGGACCAAUGAGCUCAUCGAGCUGUUUUUAGAAGUUGGGAAUAAAAAGUCGAACAGCUUCUGGGCAGCAAAUCUUUCCCCAGAGGAAGAGCUUUGCAAGCAGCCAUCGCUGGAGCAGCGAGCAUCCUUUAUUCGCAGAAAGUACAAGGAGAGGAAGUACAAGAAAGUUCUGGAAGGUCUAAACACCCAGGAGGAACUCAACAAGGCCCUUUGUGCGGCAGUGCUUCUUCCUGACGUCCUGCAGACCAUUACCCUGGUUUUUAGUGGGGCAGACGUGAUGUGUGCAACAGGUGACCCUGAGCACUCCACGCCAUACCUCCUGGCUCAGAAAGCUGGACAUAGACUACAGAUGGAGUUCCUCCACCACAACAAGCUUUCAGAUUUUCCUAAGCUGGAGGCAGUUUGUGACAGCAGUUUUCGGGCUGAUGUUCCUUCUUUCAUGGAUGGAUUUCUCUACUGCUCUGUAAAUUCAGGCAAGUCCACCCUGGACCGUAAAGGAAGACCCGAUAUAGUCCGACGUUGGUGUACGUUGGAAGGAGGGUUUCUCAGUUACUAUGACAACGAGAAGAUCGCCACACCUAUCGGCCGGGUUGACAUCAGUGAUGUAGUGAGCCUGGCCAUCAACCACACUGAGAGCAUCACAGAAACAGGGCCAGUGUUCACCUUUGAGUUAUACCUGCAGUCUCAGAGAGUGUUGGUUUUCGGAGCGGAAACAGCAGACGCACACAGAGGUUGGACGCAUGCCAUCACCAAGUGUUUUGUCCCCGCAAGGGCAGAUUCUCUGCUGACGGAGGACAGCGAGCUUAUUGGCCGGCUGUACUAUAAAGAGGGUCAUGACCUUUAUCAUUGGAGAAUAGGAUGGUUCGCUCUGGUGGGCUCGGAGCUCUACUUGUGCUCUGGAGAUGAAGAUAAGGAGGAGGGAGUCCUUCAACUCAAACGCCUGCAGGAGCUUACUGUUUCAACUCAUAUGGAAGGUGAUGAGAAAAUUCAGGUCUUACUCAUGGUUGAGAGUGGAAGGACACUUUACUUACAUGGCGUAACCAAGCAGGACUUUGCACUGUGGCAUUCUGCCAUCCAGUUAGCAGCUAGGACGGACGGUACGGCUCUCAGUAACCAGCAAAUGAAUAAAAAUGAUGUUCCUAUCAUCGUGGAUAGCUGCAUAGCUUUUGUCACUCAAUACGGAUUGUGUUAUGAGGGAAUCUACCUGAAGAACGGUGAUCCGGUGCGUGUGGCCCAGCUACUGGAGGUGUUUACAAAAGAUGCCCGAGUUGUUAAGCUACGGGCUCAAGACCACCGGCUAGAAGAUGUUACAGAUACACUUAAAAGCUUCCUAUCCCAUAGUGAAGAUGCACUUUUGGCUAAGGAACUGUACCCUUUUUGGAUUUCUGCUCUUGAUGAAGAGGACGUGAAGGCCAGAGUGCAGAAAUAUAAGUCCUACAUACAAAGUUUACCCAAGGUCAACAGGUCAACUCUUGGUGCCCUACUGCAACAUUUGUACAGGAUCCAGAGGUGUUCCCACAUCAACCAGAUGAACACGCUGAAGCUGGCAUGUGUUUUCUCCUCGUGUCUGUUUCAAACAGAAGGACGCACCCCUCAGGAGACUCGUGUGGUGGAGGACCUCAUCAACAAUUACGUCCAGCUCUUCUCUGUCAAUGAAGAGCAGGUUAGGCAAAUGGAAAAAGAAAACAGCUUUAUCACCAGAUGGAAGGACACCACGUUUUCCCCCGCUGGCGAUCUGAUAUUUGAGGUCUACUUGGAAAAAAAGGAGCCAGAAAAGUGCUGUUUAAUUAAGGUUUCUCCAAACAUGCGGUCAGAUGAGCUUGCUAUGAACACUUUGGAGAUGAAGGGCGUGGAGGUCAGAGCUCAAGACCUCUGGACCACCUUUGAGGUCAUUGAAAAUGGAGAGCUGGAGCGGCCCUUACACUACAAAGAGAAGAUUCUGGAGCAGCUAUUGGAGUGGAGCUCUCUGGAGGAUCCCAGCUCGGCCUUCCUGCUCAUCAAAAAGUAUUCUGGAUUCAAAAUGACAGACUCCAAUUCAGAUAAACUGAAAGAUUUCAUUAAAGGAGAGCAACUCAAGUUCAAAGACGGCUCCUCCAAACUGCUGUCAGGAAAUAAAUUUCAGGACAGAUAUCUGGUACUUCAGGACAAGAAACUGCUGUUGUACAAAGACAUAAAAAGUACCAAGCCAGAAAGGGAGGCUCAGCUGAAGUCUGUUAAAUGUUACUUAGGGUUACGAAGGAAGAUAAAAGCAACAAGCAGUUGGGGAUUCACUGUUUAUACUGAAAAGCAGCAGUGGUAUUUCUGCUGUAAAGGGAAUGAAUCUCAGCAAGACUGGGUCGCCUCCAUUAUCAGAGUAAAGCAUGGAUGUGACUUAUGGUCUAAAGACCUGAAGCAGAGCUCAUCAUUACCUUUCAACCUAAGCAGAGGAAGAACAUCAACGUACAGCACCACUCAGACCUUCUCAGUCAAAUAUAAAAGAGAGGCUAAAGGGAAGUCGGUCCUUACUACAAGCAGAGAAGGUUUAAAUACAGAGAAACAAAUGACCACCAACAAGGGCAACCAACCAGACUCUACUCAUAACUUGGCUGCCAGUGUGGAAGCUCGGUUCGGAUCCAUGCCGGAAAUGGUGAUUGAUCACACACUCAUAUCAAAGCGAAGAGCAUCGCUUCAACAGGACCUUGGUACUCUCUCCCAAAUAUCUCAGAGGAAAGUCUUGCCCAGCAGAGGAGCACAGUUGCCUCAGACCCUCAUUAAUGAACUAAGUAGUGUCCUGAACAAAACGGGGCGUUAUCCAAAAGAAAAUGAUUAAGAGAACGGACACAAAACGACAAAGUCUUGGUAACAAAAAAAAUCCUACAUUGACCAAUAAGAUAGCUCUAUUAUAUUCAAACCUUCUGCACUUUGAAAUAACCACAGCACACCACAGUUGUUCUCACUUAUAAACAGUACAUUAUUAAAUAAUAUACUACUUAUUGUUAUUUAAAAAAAAGGAUAAGUGUAAAAUAAGAAUAAAAUGAUCUUAUUGAGGUAAAUUUGAUCCUUGAGAUGUAAAGAAUAUGUUUGUAUAUACAGUAGGUCGAUCUUUCACUCUGGAUGAUUUUUUUUUACAGGAUUUAUCACAUUAAGCCAUAUUCCCUUAAUUUAUUUGAAAAGUUAUAUUCAGUAUUAGUAAACUUUUAAGUACUUUGCAUUGUAACCUGCAUUUUCACUUGGUUUAAAAAAACACUACCAGACAAUAUUGAUCCAACAUCAUUGAUCUAUUUAGAACAGAUGCACUUUUAUCAUUUUAAGAAAGCGGUUGUUUUUCCAUGAGCAGGAUUAGUCAUUAUGUUGGUUUUAAUCUUGAUCGUCUAGCAAGCCUUUUUCUGGCUGACUAUCAAGAGAAUCUGGUGUCCUUUUAUACUUGGAUACAAAAAUAACUCACUAUUCCAAACCUCCAAAGUUCUUGAAUAAUGCAUAAUAGUACGAGAGCGUACACACUGGAUAUUGUCGCCCAGUUGGAUAUUAAAUAUUUAUAGUCGACAUUUUAUGUAGAUUAUGAAUCACUUAACAGUCGCCCGAACCUCGUGUUCUUUGAAAGUUUGUAAUCGCGCACUUGUGCCUGUCGUGAAAACUUUAAACACGCAAAGGUCGGUGUAACGUGUAAAUAAAAAAGGCAAAUGUCAGUUGCUAAAUAGUUUUUAUAUACUGUGUAAGGUUUCUGUGGCUGUAUGUUUUGUGUCACAAGUGCUAAUGAAUUUAAUGAGUUUACUUUUCUGUAUAUUUGUACUCUCAACUCCUCUGUUUAUAUAAAUAUUCUGGAGAAUUGCUAAUUUUUUAUAUGUCUUGUCAUAAAAUAUCCUGCUGCUGUUACUUUUCAGUUUGAUAUGUUUUUAUUGUGUCUGUUUGAUGUGAUUUUCAGCCUCUAAUAAGCCAGGGGUGUUAGUGACACACCCGUGUCAUCUCCCUUAUUAAACUUUUUAUGCCUAAACUAGAGUUUUUAUAAAUGACACCAGUCAGACGUUGACACCUUGAGCACUGCCACAUGUUACGGUUUUGAUUUAAACAUGUCACCUGUGUGCUUUGUCACUUUUGUUGUGUGCUUGGUCUCACCUGUUUUUACUGCUCUUCCGCUAACACGCAUGCUGUCGCUUUUCUCUCAUCUGAAGGUCACCAUAUGGCAGGAGGGUGGGGAGUUAAGGGCACUGAAUAAUUGAAAACAUUAUGCGUGACUUUGCCACACAAAGGAAGGUCUGUGUUUAGUGGUAAAAUCCAGUGCAGCGUUCUGUUUCAAAUUUCUCUGCUGUUAUUUUGAUUAAACACAUCGUUCCUGCUUUUUUUAGUAGCUAUUGUUUACUUUCAUAUUCCAGAGCAAACUUUUCGGACUGGCCGUACCACAAUUGAGUCACGGCAGACAAAGCUUCUGAAAUAACCUUCCCAAAACCCAUUUAAAAAGGAGAUUAGGCUAAUAUGACACAAACAUUUGCUCAUAAAAGAUGCAGUGUGUCACCCUAGGCUGUUAUUUCUCCGGGGCAUUUGUUUUAUCAGUACAAAGCCUAUUCACUGUUAUUUAAGACCGGAAAGUAAGCGUCGUCGAAGACCCUCAACCGCCAAGCUUUCAGAUUUCAUCACUAAUGCAUAACCUUCCCUCCAUGCUAUUAGUCAGUAAACACAGAGCAGUCCGGAGAGAUUAGAAGAGUCAAUAAAGCAAGUUAAAGUUUUAAUUUAAGCAACAAAUAGGAAAGGUGGGACAGUAUCGCUAAGCACACCAAAGACACAAAGUGUCUCUUAUGGGAUAAUUAAUGUUAAACUAUUAAAAUGAUGGACUUGGAAUACAAGAGAGUGUGCUUACUGUAGCGUCAAGUUACAAUGUCACUGUUUCAUUUUAUUUACAGUACUGUGCAAAUGUCGUAGGCCACCAUGCCACAAUUAUAUUUGUUGUUUUUGCAAUGUUAUAGUGAUCAUAUAUAAUUGUUUCUCAGUCACUUUAAUAGAAUACAUCCAGAAAAUUCAGGAAAUGUGUAUAUAGUAUUAAAAACUAUAUAAAAAUGUAAACUAAUGUGUGAAGUUUUUAGGGUAAGCUCCCCUUCCACUUGAGCAAUAGCAGGAAACUGUAGGAUCUCUUAAACCUAAAAAAAAUAAAUCCUAAUUUAUAAUUUUAAAUACAUUUGUCUUUUAACUUCAUUCUGCUCAAAAACGCUCAAGAUGUGUUUAGUGCCAAGAGAGGUCAAACUAAACGGAUGAUGCCUCAAGAAGACAUUUAGUCCUGAAAUUUUUUUUUCAAUUUUUCCUGUAUUUUCUGUUUGUAUCUUAAUGAAUAGAUUGAAAAAUUUAUAUGGAUGGACAUUAAAACUUCUAAAACAACAAGUCUGGUGGUGGUGACCUAAGACUUUUGCACAGUACUGUAUUUAUAUGCACUUUUUUUUUUAUAAAGAAACAGUUCAACUGUGAUGGAUAAAUAAUAGUGAUGCACCGAUAUAUCUGACGAUUUUUGAUUAAUUUGAAACCAUCGGCAUAUCGGCAAUAGCACGAAAAAGGCCGAUACCAAUUGUACCGAUUGUAGAUUAACUGCAUAAAGAAAUCCAUUAUAUGUAAAAAAUGUGUUAAUGUUCUAAAAUAAAUGCUGAACAGCAAAAAACCCCUUUGAA
Paramisgurnus dabryanus is the source of this 8003-nucleotide messenger RNA. RefSeq names its product ArfGAP with RhoGAP domain, ankyrin repeat and PH domain 2 (gene arap2). Lineage: Eukaryota; Metazoa; Chordata; Actinopteri; Cypriniformes; Cobitidae. Gene Ontology annotation, cellular component: cytoplasm. The record is from RefSeq and is a predicted model, not a curated record. Gene Ontology annotation, biological process: signal transduction. Gene Ontology annotation, molecular function: protein binding; phosphatidylinositol-3,4,5-trisphosphate binding; GTPase activator activity.